Rhizophagus irregularis DAOM 181602=DAOM 197198 is the source of this 1091-nucleotide messenger RNA. RefSeq lists its product as uncharacterized. The record is from RefSeq and is a predicted model, not a curated record. NCBI's taxonomy places the organism in Eukaryota, Fungi, Glomeromycota, Glomeromycetes, Glomerales, Glomeraceae.
AAAAAAAAAAAAAGAAAAUUUUCAAAUCCUGAAGUAACAUCCCCAAUAAUAUAAAUCUAACAAUAAUUCUAUAAAAACCUCAUUGUAAUAUGUUUGCGUAAUUUUCAUAAAUCUUACAAAAAGGACACGGUUCCUUGAUUUUUUUAACUAAUUUAAGACCUAAGAGAGAACAGGUCUACAACAGGUCUACAUCAAAACAACCUUUCAUUUCUAGUUCUUUGUAUAUAAGUAGUAUAUUCAUAUCUAUACUCAAUAAUCGUGAGCAGUCUUAACCACAGUCUACUGUUACAGUACAUUCUAUUCAAUAGAAAGAAAUAUACAACAAUAUAUAUAUUAAGCCCUAUAUAGAUAUAUAGUAAUAUAGUACAAAUGAUAACACUACAAUUCAUUCGUGACCAAUUAGCUUUUUUAAUAUAUCAACCAAGAAAUGAGGAUUAUAUUUAUUUUAUAGUCUGUAAAAAAGUUUUGCUAAGUCAUCCUACUUCUUAUCAUGAUGAUAAUUACGUUAAUUAUGAUUAUGAUUAUGAGUUUAUUAUAAAAAGUUCAGAUGAUCCCACAAUAGUGUUUCAUGUGACAUGUAAAGUGAUACCAAAUCCCCUAAAUUUAAUUUUUAAUUUAUUAUGUGGAUUUGAUUCUGAUGUAACUGAAUUGAAACGUCGAUAUUUAUUGACUUUACACCAAAAGCUAAGUCUUGAACAAGACUUAGAAAGAAUUCUCCCUACAUACUUCCCACAACAUCCUAUCUCUGAUAGUGAAACUACAUUAGAUUCUAAUGAAAAUUUAAAUUCUUCACGUGAUACUAUUGAUAGUGACACACAAUGAUUGUAAUAUUCUCUCAAUUUUUACCAUGAUAAUUAUUGUAACAAUGCAGGAUUUGCGCAAAGGAUGCAAGAAAUAAAAACAUUUAUUGUGCACCCAGCGAUCAAAAUAAACAUAUUACUGUAGACGGUGUAGAGUACAGACAGUAGUAACGCCGGGUAUUUACAUGAUAAUUAUUUAUACAUAUAAUGAAAGGUUACGUUGUAUCAUUAUUUAUGGGCUUUUUUAAUUCUCUAACUUUGAUACAUAAAUAUACACAUAUUUAUUAAUUU